This is a messenger RNA of Prorocentrum cordatum, 369 nucleotides long. Lineage: Eukaryota; Dinophyceae; Prorocentrales; Prorocentraceae. The record is from the annotation of a GenBank genome assembly.
AUGGCGCCCCUCCCGCCAGCACGAUGGCUCGCGGCGCUCGCGCUGCUCGAGGUGCGGCGCACGCUGGGCUUCAUGACCGCGCCGGGGGACGAGGUCGUGACGAAAGACGUCACCGGUUACAGGCUUAUGGCAUGGGCGUGGCUCAGCCUACUCGUGGCCUACUUGGUCGUCAGCCUGGUCUACGGCGUCUUCCGCUUCGUCAAUAAUAGGAGGGUCAAGCCCACCGCGAAGUUUGUGGGACCGACCGCUGGGAUUCUUUCUCCGCUUUCUGGUGAACUACCCGUGCCUCACGUUGCUGCUCGGGCUGGCACAGUCGCUGGCCUUCAGCGCGGCAGGGCUGUUGGCGUCAGACUUCGUGAUCCCUGUUGA